Molecule: messenger RNA, 327 nt
Organism: Angiostrongylus costaricensis
Lineage: Eukaryota; Metazoa; Nematoda; Chromadorea; Rhabditida; Metastrongylidae
Source: the annotation of a GenBank genome assembly
AUGGGAGGGCGUAGCCGUGGGAAAGUACUCGGGCCAGGGGUAGCUGUUCGAGCAAUAGCGAACGCACUCGGAAUAGAAAGGAAUGACAUCGUUGCUUAUAUGAAACAACGGGUUAUCGUCGACCCGCCCGAUUAUCCGCGGGCACUUAUUCCUCUCGAAUUAUCCAAUGAAUUGCAAUAUAUGUCUGAAUUGAAGCUGGAGUUGGUGAACAGGUUUCAGGAAUCACCGUUCUUCUUGGACAACAUUCAGGUUAGAGACAUAAGACGGUAUACCGAUAAGUACAAUGAAAUACAGCGUGAAAGGCUUGAGCCAGGUGGGUUAGUAUAG